Heteronotia binoei (common prickly gecko) is the source of this 1342-nucleotide messenger RNA. RefSeq names its product SKI8 subunit of superkiller complex (gene SKIC8). Lineage: Eukaryota; Metazoa; Chordata; Lepidosauria; Squamata; Gekkonidae. The record is from RefSeq and is a predicted model, not a curated record. Gene Ontology annotation, cellular component: Cdc73/Paf1 complex. The transcript has 11 exons. The coding region runs from base 199 to 1116 and encodes 305 amino acids. Gene Ontology annotation, molecular function: protein binding.
CUAGGCGGCAGCAAAGCACGCCGGAGUCUCCGUUCCACAGGUCUCUGCGCCACGGGGGCGCUCUAGCACAGUAUCUCUGUGGUGGAGCGUGUCGUCAUCAACAGGCGCUGUCGCUUUUUUGGGUUCAGAAAAAAGAGCGUCGGCGGCGGUUCUGGAAGCGGCUGAGCUUUUCUGUACCUGUUUGGUCUCUAUGACGAAAUGACUACACAGUACAGUAUUCUGUUCAAGCAAGAACAAGCACACGACGAUGCGAUCUGGUCGGUCGCCUGGGGCAAAAACCGAAACGACAGCUCAGAGACGGUGAUCACCGGCUCCUUGGACGACCUGGUGAAAGUCUGGAAAUGGAAUGAUGAAAAACUGGACCUCAAGUGGACUUUGGAAGGCCACCAGCUGGGGGUGGUCUCGGUGGAUAUCUGCCGCACUGGAACCAUCGCGGCUUCCAGCUCUCUGGACGCCCACAUCCGCAUUUGGGACUUGGAAACGGGCAAGCAGAUCAAGUCGAUUGACGCCGGACCUGUUGAUGCCUGGUCGCUGGCCUUCUCUCCCGACUCCCAGUACAUCGCCACAGGGAGCCACAUAGGAAAAGUCAAUAUUUUUGGCGUAGAGACAGGGAAAAAGGAACACUCCUUGGAUACCCGAGGCAAAUUUAUCCUUAGCAUUGCAUAUAGCCCAGACGGGAAAUAUUUAGCCAGCGGAGCAAUCGAUGGCAUCAUCAAUAUUUUUGACAUUGCGACCGGGAAACUUCUGCACACGCUGGAAGGCCACGCCAUGCCGAUUCGUUCCCUGACGUUUUCCCCAGACUCCCAGCUGCUUGUCACAGCCUCGGACGAUGGCUACAUCAAAAUUUAUGACGUGCAGCAUGCAAACUUGGCAGCCACGCUGAGCGGUCACGGAUCCUGGGUGUUAAACGUUGCCUUUUGCCCAGAUGACACUCAUUUUGUUUCCAGCUCAUCUGAUAAGAGCGUGAAAGUUUGGGAUGUGCCGUCGAGGACUUGCGCUCACACCUUCUUUGAUCAUCAGGACCAGGUCUGGGGCGUGCAGUAUAAUGGAAACGGAUCCAAAAUUGUAUCAGUGGGUGACGACCAGGAAAUCCACAUUUACGACUGCCCAAUUUAAGCCGCUCUACCCCAGUUGGACUUAGAAGGUGGCCCAUGGCGUUUAUAAAGGAGUGUUGCCAAACUGUCGCUGUGUUGAUUUUGGGGUUGGGGGUGUUAUUUCUCCAUCAUCCUUCAGGCCUUCCUAUCCUGAAACAACAGCAAAAAAAAAAAUCAGCUUUUACCUGUAUUCUUUUUCUGUUUUGUGAUCUUUUUUUUAAAAUACAGAAAUAAAUAACUUAACUGCC